This is a messenger RNA of Exophiala oligosperma, 1691 nucleotides long. RefSeq lists its product as uncharacterized. The record is from RefSeq and is a predicted model, not a curated record. Gene Ontology annotation, molecular function: zinc ion binding; transcription cis-regulatory region binding; DNA-binding transcription factor activity, RNA polymerase II-specific. Gene Ontology annotation, biological process: positive regulation of transcription by RNA polymerase II. Gene Ontology annotation, cellular component: nucleus. Lineage: Eukaryota; Fungi; Ascomycota; Eurotiomycetes; Chaetothyriales; Herpotrichiellaceae. Bases 139 to 1530 code for a protein of 463 amino acids. The transcript is spliced from 2 exons.
CACAACUUCGGUCGCAUGUAGCCUCAAGCCUCAUGACACUGUCAGCAGUUAUCAUUCCCAAUUGUCGCUGACAUGUGCAGCACAUCUGUGACUCCGACUACGAACCGGUCAAUGUGACCAAAGCCGUCGGCGCCACUCAUGCCACCAAAGAGGAUACGCACAGUCGAGGGCUCAUGCUGGUCCUGUAAACAACGCAGAGUGAAAUGCAGUCUUGAGAAGCCUGCCUGCAGCAAAUGCAUUGUCGCCGGGACGAAAUGCAGCUAUGACAAAAUCCUGAUCAAAUGGGAUGCCCGGCCAAGGAAAGGCUCUCCCGUAGGAAAUCAACUCUGCUUGUACCAUCAUUCAUUGCCCGGCAGCAGCGGAUACAACCUGGCCAUCAACGAACGACGCGCCAUUGACUAUUUCCGCUCGCGAGUCUGGCCAUUGUUCUCGACAUCGGCUCAUCCAUGCCCGCCCCCUAUCGCGCUCGCCAUGGCGGACAGGUCGGUAUUGCUGGCGACGUGUGUCAUGGCCGACUCGCAUCGCGUGUUGUUCGAUGGACGGAAUAGCAAGGAGAACGUCUACAACAAGCGCCUCCACUGUAUCACCACUGUACGAAAACAACUUGCAGAUGCAGCAGACAGCAAGGGCAUGCCGCUAUCAACUGUCCUCGUCGCGGUGCUGCUGAUGUACUUUUCCGACGGGUUCGUGGAAUGCAACCAUCCUGAUUCUUCGACGUUGAGUCAUCAUGCCGGCGCAAGAGCGAUAAUCAAUUCUUUGGGAGGUCUUUCAGCAAUUAUGUCUGAUGGAGAGACCUCUAUCAAAAUGCUACUGAGCGAAUUCGCCACUACAGAUUUGACGAACUCUUUGCUACACGGCACUCCACCUUCGUUCCCAUCCAAGACUUGGGAAAUGAUGGACAUGAACGCAGUGUGGUGGGAGAAGACACCUCCGGGCAUGGAAUCGUUUGCAUCGAUAUUUCAAAAGAUGUCCGAUUUGGCGAGUUAUCACGAUCUCGUGUCACUCGGCAAGCAGGAAUUUUCCGUCCAACGCAUCAAGGAGUUCGAAGCCGAUCUACGGCCAGGCUACGCUUCAAUCAGUCCAGUCGAGCUGACGGACCACAAAGAAGAAGAGGAGGAGGAGGACCAGAAACCUCUUGACCCGGACAUGGUGCCCUCUUCGGCCUUGUUGCGCGCUUUCCAGCACAGCGCAAACCUGUAUCUCUACCGCGCCGUCUGCGGAUUGCCGGCGAAUCACUACGUUGUUCAACAGCAUGCACAAGCCUGCCUCGACUGCAUCAUGGGAAUGCCGUCGCAAUCAAAGGCUUUGAACUGUGCGCUUUUCCCACUCUUGGUGUCUGGUGCGCACGCUUUUCUCGACACGAAUAAACAGGCAAUCGUACGAAAGUUGGACGUCGUAUAUGGCAAUCUCAAGUUCAAUGCUGUCAAGUCGAUCCGAUCGGCACUGGAGGACCUGUGGGCGUCACCUAGACAAGGCGGAUCAUGGUUUGAAAUGUUUACAGGUCUCGAUGCACAGGCUCUGGUUCUGUAGGCUUUACGAGUACGAUGGGAGGUUGUAUGAUGACUUAUAAAAAAUAUACGAUGUCAUCACUGUAGGUAAAUCUUGGUUAGGUACGGCAGCUACGCUGCUUUUUCUCAAGCUGGCAAAGCAGUCAUAAAAAUCAACGACGUCGAUCGACGUCGAUACUUGAG